This is a messenger RNA of Chrysoperla carnea, 1326 nucleotides long. Its product is annotated as BTB/POZ domain-containing protein 2-like. The record is from RefSeq and is a predicted model, not a curated record. Lineage: Eukaryota; Metazoa; Arthropoda; Insecta; Neuroptera; Chrysopidae. Gene Ontology annotation, cellular component: cytosol. The transcript has 2 exons. Gene Ontology annotation, biological process: neurogenesis. The coding region runs from base 1 to 1326 and encodes 441 amino acids. Gene Ontology annotation, molecular function: protein binding.
AUGGAUUCAAUUAGGUCGGAUACAAAUGUUAUUGAAAUGGUUUUAUCAGUUGCAUGUAACUUGUUUCAAGCAAUGCUUUAUGGAUCUUUGACAACUAAAUAUCAUCAAGUGGAAUUACCAGACAUCAAAUUUUUGGAAUUUUUAGAAUUUUUAAAAUUUAUUUGCUCCGAUGGAUAUAUAAUUACUUAUGAAACAGUGAUGUUCCUUUUAUAUGUAGGGAAAAAAUACAAUGUAAUAGUUUUAGCAGAUUUUUGUGUGGAUUUUUUGAAAAACAAUAUUCAUGUAAAUAAUGUCAUUUUAUUGUUACGGCAGGCCAGGUUCUUUGAUGAACAAGAAUUAGAAGGCAAAUGUGUGAAUUUUUUGAAAUUUAAUUUAGAUGCAUAUAAUUCGAUUUAUUUGUUACGACAAGCUAGGAUCUACAAUGAGCAAGAAUUAGAAAACAAAUGUUUAAACAUAAUUGAUCGACACGCAAUGAUAGCUUUAUCUGCUAACGGAUUUAUUGAUACGGAUUUAAAUACUUUAACUACACUCUUAGAACGAAACACGAUAGAAAUUGAAGAAUUACAGUUGUAUAAAGCUAUUUUAAGAUGGGCGGAAGCAGAAUGUGUUAGACAACAAUUACCUUUAUCACCAGAAAAUCGACGGUUUGUUUUAGGUCAUGCAUUUAACUUAAUACGUUUUCCUCUAAUGACCAUUGAAGAAUUUUCUGGUGGUCCUGUUCAAAGUGGUUUAUUGACUGAUCGUGAAGUUAAAGAAUUAUUUUUAUAUUUCACAGUUCAUCCAAAACCACGUGUUAAAUUUUCCAAUAUACCUCGAUUCCUUGAAAAGUCCUAUCGUAUCGAACAAAAAGUGAAGAUAUUUAAAAAUUGUUUUUAUAGCGAAACAGAGCUCUUCGAUAAUUCUUAUAGUAGUAUAAAUUUUAUUGUUGACCGUCCUGUAAUUAUUGUUGGAUUUGGUUUGUUUGGCCCGAUACAUUCGCAUGGAUCUGUUGUAUUGGAUGUAAAUUUAGAGUUAAAACAUAAAGAUACAGACACAAUAGUUGGUUCAACUGAAAUUUCAUUUAGUUCGGAUGGUUCACUACAAAUGUAUCAAGUUAAUUUCGAUGAAUCAAUUUUAAUUACUUCACACACAUAUUAUACUGCUACCGUUUAUAUUAACGCUAGAACAGAAAUAGCACUUAGUCAGUGGUGGGGCGUUGAAGGGCAAAGUAAAGUUGCAUGUAAGGUAUUUGAUAAACACGUCAAUUUUCAAUUUUCAUCAUCUGGAAUUAUUGGUUUGUCAACUGUGAAUUCUGGACAACUCGCAUUUAUAACGUUUGCUACGUAA